CUAGAGGUUCUUUCAGAAGCUCAUUUAAGCUUGAAGAACUUAGGCUUACGUUUACUGAGUUAGGGGUAACAUCUUUUUGCUUGGUUGGAGGCAGUGACCUCAUUUUCAUGAUCCUCUUACCUGUGCCUCACAGGUGCUGGGAUUACAGGCGUGGUCACCACCAUGCCUAGUUCCAAGAAGUAACAACUUGGUAGCAGGACCAAGCUGAUUUCCAGGAUUGGUGGCUGCUUUUUUGUGAGAUUAUAAACGUACCUCAGAGAGGAACAAUACUAACUCAAGAAGAAUGGGAGAUCACAGGCUACAAGCCACCUCCUCAGACUUUCCUCCUAAAUCCUGGCCUUCUGAGUUGGUGAUGGUGACAGGUGAACCACCGACUGCUGUGGAAAUAGAAGAAAUAGGCUAUGAAGAUGUAGUAGAAGAAACAAUCAUCCCAGAAGUCAUAGAGCCACUCUGCCUUAUAGAGAUGCUGAGGAUCUCCUCAAUCCUGGAAGACACCAUUGACCAGCUCUCCAUUCUCAACUAUAUCAUGCCCAUUCAGUACGAGAGAAAACAGAGUGUCAGUGAGCCAUACAGUGGCCGAGCAAAAUCUUCGAUGGUUCCAAGUACAGGGAAAAUACCAGCUCCUUUGUCAUCUAAAGGAAGACCUGCGUUGCCAGAACUCAGAGGAGGAGGCCAACCUCCCUCAGAGCCUCGCAAAGUGCAGGAACCUUUCUUUAAAACACCCACAAGGCAGACCAUCAUGACUGUGGAGGCAAUGAGGAAAAUCCAAAUGGAUAGGCAAUAUCUCAGUGAUGUGAUUGCAAAUACCCGGCAGGAGCUGGAAAAUUCAAGCACUUUCACACAUCUCCAAGAAGCCUUGAGCAAGGAAAGGAAUGAGAAAUUGCAUUUCUAUGAAGCCAUUGCCAGGGAGGAAAAAGGAAAAAAGCAGAUCAGAUCUCUUCAGAGGCAAGUGAUGAAUGUAAAAAAAGAACGGCAAGCUGAGGUACAGAGUCGGAAUGAAUAUAUUUCUCAUCUCAAGGACCAGCUGCAAGAGAUGAAGGCAAAAACCAACUUGGAGAAUCAAUAUAUGAAAAAAAAUACUGAGCUGCAGAUUUCUCAGACCCAGAGGAAAUGUAACAGGACAGAGGAGCUCUUGAUGGAGGAGAUUGAGAAACUAAGGAUGAAAACAGAAGAAGAGAACCGGACUCAUAUGGAGAUUGAAAUAUUCCUUAAAAAAGAGCAACAGAAACUCGAGGAGAAGCUGGAAUACUGGAUGGAGAAAUAUGACAAAGACACAGAAAUGAAACAGAAUGAAUUAACUGCUCUCCAGACCGCAAAGGCCACUGACUUGGCACACCUGCAGGAGCUGGCAAAGAUGAUAAGGGAGUAUGAGCAGGUCAUUAUCGAAGAUCGUAUAGAAAAGGAGAAGACCCGGAAGAAGAUUGAACAGGAUGAUUUGGAACUGAAGAGCAUCAUAAAGCUCCAGGCCUGGUGGCGAGGCACAGUGGUGCGGAGGGAAAUUGGAAGUUUCAAAAUGCCUAAGAAAGAGAAAGAUGAUGGCAAGGACGUAAAAGGUAAAGGCAAGGACAAAAAGGACAAGUGGAAAGGCAAGAAGAAAUGACCGAAUUCUCUUUUGUCCUUCCCUUUGGCCGCUUGGAUGGGAAGGAUUUGGAGGAAGAUACAAGUGCUCUCAUAGGUAAUGCAGCUACAGCUCUGUGGUUGGGAUGGUCCCAGAUGAAGCUGGGGAAUUCACCUUGCCUGUUACAUUUACUUUUCAAACCCUGAAUUACAAUUAUACCGUUGACUGAAGCCUUCAUAUUUUCAUUUUGCUUGGAAGGAAGCGUCUUUAAUAGUCUUGUGAAGUUUCCUCAUUUUACCUCACCAGAAAAACACAGAUCAUAGGUCUAGUUAUAGCAAUUUAUUAAAACCUCAGUAACUCCUGUAAUGCAUUUAACCUAACUAAGACUCUUACAGAGCAAAAGUGAAGUAUUCAGUAGGAGUUAUAAAGUGGUGUUUAGCAUACACACAA
Perognathus longimembris pacificus (Pacific pocket mouse) is the source of this 2008-nucleotide messenger RNA. It is a transcript of the gene Iqcg, whose product is annotated as IQ motif containing G. Gene Ontology annotation, cellular component: sperm flagellum; cytoplasm. The transcript is spliced from 11 exons. The record is from RefSeq and is a predicted model, not a curated record. Gene Ontology annotation, molecular function: protein binding. The coding region runs from base 284 to 1600 and encodes 438 amino acids. Lineage: Eukaryota; Metazoa; Chordata; Mammalia; Rodentia; Heteromyidae. Gene Ontology annotation, biological process: cilium organization; sperm axoneme assembly.